Molecule: messenger RNA, 2091 nt
Organism: Ziziphus jujuba (common jujube)
Lineage: Eukaryota; Viridiplantae; Streptophyta; Magnoliopsida; Rosales; Rhamnaceae
Product: putative pentatricopeptide repeat-containing protein At5g40405
Exons: 1
Coding region: 182-2029 (615 amino acids)
Biological process (GO): RNA modification
Molecular function (GO): protein binding; RNA binding; zinc ion binding
Source: RefSeq, a predicted model, not a curated record
UCAUAUAUAUGGCGCAGAGCUCAUUUCUAGUGCUCGCGGAGCAACUCCCCCCUUAGGAAGGUUGGAUCAACUCUGUGCUGGCUAAUUGUGGAGAGAACAUAUAGAAAUACAAGUUGAAACUUGAAAGAGCUUGUCAAGGUAUUGUAAAUCAAUACAAAAAUCAAUAUGAUAUUUGACAGUGAUGAGCUCCUUAAGAUGCAUUGCAAAACACCCAGCCAUUUCUCUAAUUGAAUCGUCCACCACCCUCAACGAGCUUAAGCAAAUCCACACCCAAUUGCUUGUUAACAGUCUACUUAAUGACCAUCAUCUUUUAGGCCAAUUUGUCGCUUCCAUUGCCCUCCACAACCCCAACAAUCUCUAUUAUUCCAAUCAUGUCCUCAGCCAAUGUCCAAACCCCACCCUCUUCACCUUCAACUCCAUGAUAAGAGCUUACUCCAAGAGCUCAACCCCUCACAAAAGCUUCCAUUUCUACAAACGGAUUCUCCGCUCUGAUGAUAAUCUCUCACCUGAUAAUUACACUUUCAAUUUCUUGGUUCGCACGUGCGCACAGCUUUCCGCACGUGAGACUGGACCUUCCGUUCAUUGUGCUGUGGUAAAACAUGGGUUUGAGAAUGACCCACAUAUUCAAAGUGGGUUGAUUUUCAUGUAUGCCGAAUUGGGUUGGUUGAGUUCGUGCCACCAGGUUUUUGGUGAGAUUCCUGAGCCAGAUGUAGUGUGUCAGACGGCUAUAGUGAGUGCCUGUGCGAAAUGUGGUGAUGUGGGUUUUGCAAGGGAAUUGUUUGACAAAAUGCCACAACGGGACCCUAUUGCUUGGAAUGCAAUGAUUGCAGGGUAUGCACAGUGUGGGAAGUCGAGGGAGGCCUUAAAUUUAUUCCAUUUGAUGCAAAUGGAGGGUGUGAAGGUUAAUCAAGUAUGUAUGGUUUCGGUUUUAUCGGCAUGUUCUCACUUAGGGGCAUUGGAUCAGGGGAGAUGGGCACAUGCAUAUAUAGAGAGAAAUAAGUUGCCAAUGACUUUGACGCUGGGGACUGCUCUCAUUGACAUGUAUGCAAAGUGUGGGGAUAUGAACAAGGCAAUGGAAGUCUUCUGGGGAAUGAGUGAAAAGAAUGUAUAUACUUGGAGUAGUGCCAUGAGUGGGCUAACCAUGAAUGGAUUUGGGAAGAAGUGUCUUGAACUUUUUUCCCUGAUGAAACAAGAUGGAAUUCAUCCAAAUGAAGUCACAUUUGUUUCAGUCUUGAGAGGUUGCAGUGUAGUUGGACUAGUUGAUGAAGGUCGUGAGCAUUUUGACUCCAUGAGAAGAGUCUAUGGACUUGAACCUCAGUUAGAGCAUUAUGGAUGCAUGGUUGAUUUAUACAGUCGAGCUGGGCGUUUAGAUGAAGCCUUAAACUUCAUCAACAGCAUGCCCAUCAAGCCUCAUGCUGGUGCUUGGGGAGCUUUGCUCAAUGCUUGUAGAAUGUAUAAGAAUAGGGAAUUAGGUGAGCUUGCCUCAAGAAAGAUAGUAGAGCUAGAGGCCAAGAAUCAUGGUGCAUAUGUGCUUUUGUCAAAUAUAUAUGCUGAUUCAAAGAAUUGGGAUGCAGUCAGUAAUGUACGGGAGAUUAUGAAGGCUAAAGGUGUAAGGAAGCUUCCUGGUUGUAGUGUCCUGGAGAUUGAUGGUGAGGUUCAUGAGUUCUUAGUUGGGGACAAAUCCCAUCCUAGGUACAACGAAAUUGAGUUGAUGUUAGGAGAAAUCUCUAGGCGGCUGAAAUUAGCAGGCUACGUGGCCAAUACUAACCCUGUUCUCUUCGACAUUGAAGAAGAAGAGAAAGAAGACGCUCUGUGUCAACAUAGUGAGAAAGUGGCAAUUGCUUUUGGUUUGAUCAGUUUAAGGGAAGGUAUGCCAAUUAGGAUUGUGAAGAACCUGAGAGUUUGUUGGGAUUGUCAUGAUGUAACAAAAUUGAUAUCUAGACUUUUUAACAGAGAAAUCAUUGUAAGAGAUAGGAAUAGAUUUCAUCAUUUUAAAGAUGGUGAAUGUUCAUGUAAGGGUUAUUGGUGAGAGACCAAAGUGUAAUCUGUCGUCCCCUUCAAUGGAGAAAAAAUGUCUUUAAUCUUUGAUUC